Gopherus flavomarginatus (Mexican gopher tortoise) is the source of this 962-nucleotide messenger RNA. It is a transcript of the gene DRC12, whose product is annotated as coiled-coil domain containing 153. The transcript is spliced from 8 exons. The coding region runs from base 121 to 777 and encodes 218 amino acids. NCBI's taxonomy places the organism in Eukaryota, Metazoa, Chordata, Testudines, Testudinidae. The record is from RefSeq and is a predicted model, not a curated record.
CAACUACACCACUCUUCGCUUUACUUCAAGGAUCACAGUUUUAUGGGAAGGAAAAUGUGUGUGGCCAAGAACUGACUUUGGUUACCAGUACCUCUACUGAACUGCAUAGACACCCAGAAAAUGCUGCUUUUGUACAGGAAGAUGACAUACCAAGAAAAAACGCAAACAAUGGCCCCCAGGAACAGAGGGAAAGGGAAAAAAGGAGGGAAACAAAAGAAAAAGAAGAAGAAUGUGGCAGAAAAUGAAGUGGAGGAGAAAUACAGGAAAGCAGCCCUGGAGGUCGACAUCCUCAAAGAGCACCUAGCCCUCCGGAGGGACGUGGCCAGGGAGGCAAAGGCUGACAGCGAAGGACUCAAGCAGAGGCUGGUGCAGCUGGAGCAGGAGCUGGAGAUGUCGCGGGACGACAAGAAAGACAUUUACGAAGAGAUGAUCCGGCAGUACCAGGAGCUCCAGCAGCAGACAGAGACCCGCAUACAGGAACUGGAGACCGAGACAAAGCAGCUACAGAAGCAGCUCGCAACGUGCCGUGAGGAUAUCCAGCAGGCCCGGGUGGAGAGAGAGCAGGUGCUGGGGGAGAAGGACCAGACCAUCGCUGAACUGCAGGGCAAAAUCAAUGCCAUGGAGACAGAGUAUGAAAAGAUCCUGCACGGCAGCCUGGACCGAGUCCUUUCCAAGCUGGCAGUCGCCCAGGACUGCUGGGAGAAGGAAGCCACAGCCAUGCACAUGGAACACAAGGAGAGACUGCGAGAGUUCGGGCUCAAUCCCCUGGAAAUCUAGGGCCCUGGUUUAUGCUGGGGCAAGGGGCCAUGUAGACGUCCCACCAUGGCCAACCACUAAUCCCUCAGCUGUGGCAGCUGGGAAGUUUUGCCUGACAGGGCCAGCAGCAGGAACCCGUAGCCGUCUGGACCUUUCACCAUGUGCAGCUUCCUGGCCUUGAAGGGCAGCGUGGUGGCAUCGGCCAU